UCAGUAUCUCAAGUGCUUGUGCAACAGUGUGUUUAAUGAACAAAUAGUUGCUCUUCAAUAUCAUUUUUUUAACCUGAAUUUUGCUCACUUUGAAAUCUUGCUUCAACAAAUGUACAUCAAAGUGCGUUCUAUCAGAUCUUCAAGAUUCUUCAUUAGACUAGACCAUUCAUGCCUAUAUUUAACUUGUUGAAGAAUAAUUAAACUGAAUUUACAACUGUUUUAUAAAUUGCAAUUAUUUGAAUAAAAUCUUGUUUGGAUACAAAAGUAUAUUGCAGAUUUACACACUAUUUUUGGAAAGAAGAUUGUUUGCUUAUGAUAUAAUGAUGAAGCCCAAAUUAGGGCUCUUAGUUAGACAUCUAUCUGAUUUCUGGUGGAAAAAAUCACAAAACCAAAUUAGUACUUCUGUGAAGAAAUUUGCUGGGAAUGCAUUGCCUGAUUUAACGGCUGUCAGAUACAAAGUAAAACGGGGGCCUUAUGAUGAAAUCACAGGAACCCAUGUCAAGUUCUUUGAACAGCUUCUAGGACAGAGUCGAGUGAUCACAGACCCAACUGAGUGUGAUGGGUACAAUGUGGAUUGGGUUAAGACGGUCAGAGGAAAAAGUAGAUUAGUUUUGAAACCUAAAACAACUGAAGAAGUAUCAGCAGUUUUGAAAUACUGUAAUGACAAUCGUUUAGCGGUAUGUCCUCAAAGUGGAAACACCGGAUUAGUGGGGGGAAGUGUUCCAGUUUUUGAUGAAAUAGUUCUUUCAAUGAAAAUGUUGAAUAAAAUUAUUUCUACUGAUCAAUUGACAGGUGCAUUAGUAUGCGAAUCAGGAUGUGUAUUAGAGACUUUGGACAAUCAUUUAGAACAGUAUGGGUUUAUGAUGCCUUUAGAUCUUGGUGCUAAAGGAAGUUGUCUCAUAGGAGGGAACUUAUCGACAAAUGCUGGGGGUCAGAGGCUAUUAAGAUAUGGAAAUUUACAUGGAUCUGUUUUGGGACUUGAGGCCGUUACUGCUGAUGGCCGUAUAAUUGAUUGUAUCAACACUUUAAAAAAAGAUAACACUGGAUAUCAUCUUAAAAAUUUAUUUAUCGGUUCGGAGGGUACUUUAGGAAUAAUUACAAAAGUUUCAAUAAGUUGUCCCACUCGUCCUAAAGUUCAAAAUGUAGCAUUUCUUGGUCUUAAGAAUUUUGACAAUGUACUGAACACUUUUGUGCUGGCUAAAAAAGAGUUAGCUGAAAUUCUAUCAGCAUGUGAAAUGAUGGACUUUAAUUCUAUGGGUAUCAGCACGGAUCUUUUAAAAUUACAACGACCAUUGACCACUGAACAUAAGUUUUACAUGCUCAUUGAAACCUCAGGAAGUAAUUCAAGUCAUGAUGAAGAAAAGUUAACGACUUUUAUAGAAAAAGCAAUGUCACAGAAAUUUAUUGAUGAUGGAACCCUUAGUAGUGAUCCUACAAAAAUGAAGCACAUGUGGUCUGUUCGAGAAAGAUUAGGAGAAGGUUGUCUUUUAGAUGGAUAUUGCUUCAAAUACGAUGUUUCCUUACCACUUCCUUGCUUUUACAAGCUUAUUGAAACCCUUCAUGAUCGGCUAGAUUUGUCUCGGGUCGUUCGGAUCAGUGGAUUUGGUCAUUUAGGCGACGAGAACCUGCACGUGGUGGUGGCAACGCCUGAGUACGAUUCAGAGAUUGAAGCUCAACUUGAACCUUUUCUCUUCGAGUAUGUAUCACAACAACAUGGAAGUGUAAGUGCUGAGCAUGGCAUCGGUUUCAAGAAAACAAAGUAUCUAAGUUACAGCAAAGAUGCAUCUGCGAUUGAACUUAUGAAACAAUUGAAAAAAACAAUGGAUCCAAAUGGAAUUCUUAAUCCCUACAAAGUCUUGCCACUUUAUUAGAGUAUCGAUUCUCUUUCAAUGACUGUAAUGCAUUUACAUGCACUUUUUAGAACGUGUAUUGUGAUAGAAUCAAUUGAUUAACUAUUUGUAUUAAUUGUUUAUAAUUAUUGAGUACUCUUAGUCAAUGACGAAAAAGGCAUCUAUGGAUAAACAGUCAUUUUUAUCCAUUUAUUAUUCACUUAGAAAUGUUGAUCAAAUACUUUGUAUCUUUAAUGUUUAGCUAAAAGAGAAUUUUAAUAUCAAUUUAAGAAGAAAUCGGUUGAAAUUGAAUUCGGAAUUUAAGGAUAAUGAGACGAUUGCAAUCUCUUAUAUAUCGAUAUCUUUUAGGAAAGAAUUAAUAUGAAAUUACAGCUCAUAAAUUAUUGAAUUAAUUAUAUAUAAUUAUGUGAAUAUAGAAAACAAAAAGUAAUUAUAAAUAAUAUGGGCUGUGAAUUGUUAAAAAGUUGAUUCAGCUUGAUUAAAAAUUUGUGUAAGGUUAGAAUAGUUUCUUUAUACAUUCCAUUAAUAAAUACUCAUUUAUCUAUACAAAAAUAGAUAAAAAAAAUUAACAAAAAAAAACGGUGAAACGUAAACAAGCAUUAAAAUGACGAAUGGAAUUUCUAGAUCAGGCAGCAGGUAUGCUCCAUUUGUAGUCGCAGUUGUGAACUAUAUAUUGUGUAUUGCGCAAUCGAUAAAACGUGCGCAGAACGUAUGUGUGCGUGUCGUAAAGCAAGAGAAAUUCUCCCCUUUGCUUUACACAUCGUCUCUUGAGCUUAGUAUUUGGCAAAACCAAAACAUACAAUUUUCUUUACGCUCACGUAUAUGCUCGUUUAGUUUAUUUGUUAUUUCUUGUUGAUUUAUCUUACAGAAAUGAAGAUAGAUAUAGAAAAUUUUAUUAUUUUUUUUUUAAUGUUUUUAUUUAGAAAUGACUAAAAAUAUAUAUUUAAAUCAAUAUUUUUAUAUAUUUAUUAUUAUAAAUUACUUGUAUAAUAUUAGAAAGUUUGUAUAAUCAAUAUCUGUUUAAUGAUUAUGUUAUUUGAGUACCAGAAAUUCUUGGGAAAGUUAAAUUAUACAGAAACAAGAUAUUGAUCGCAGGAUAAUAUUGGAAUAUGAUUUUGCGAUGGCCAUUAAAUAUUUAUAUCAUGAAGGUUAAACUAAAAAAUUCAAUUUAUCAUUUCAAAUAAUCGUAAAACUGUAUCAAUUGUAAUAAAUUAAAAUAAUAUACCUGAAAA
Molecule: messenger RNA, 3082 nt
Organism: Chelonus insularis
Lineage: Eukaryota; Metazoa; Arthropoda; Insecta; Hymenoptera; Braconidae
Gene: D2hgdh
Product: D-2-hydroxyglutaric acid dehydrogenase
Exons: 8
Coding region: 321-1871 (516 amino acids)
Cellular component (GO): mitochondrion
Molecular function (GO): catalytic activity; FAD binding
Source: RefSeq, a predicted model, not a curated record